AUGUCCGGUACUCCAACCAAACAGCGCACGAAAGACCGCAAGUCCAAUGGUACGAAGCGGAACGUCAAAGUGCAGAUAGGCACCAAGAUAGUUUCAGACAUCGACAUCCGGGAGUGGAUCAUAAAUGUGUGGAUCAUUGAUGACGACGCUAUAAGUCCAGUUCUUGAUCAUAAAGUCGAACAUCACCUCUAUGAUCCAUUUACCAAAUUAUGCACUCCUUUGUGGAAGACUCUGCUCGAUGACCCCAUCUCCUCAUCGAGGGCGACUUCAAUAUUUAUGCUGGAGACGAACAGCAAGAGCUCAAGGCGCCCGGACUUCCUUGCCCUUUCAUCUCAGACGUUACUGUGGCUUGAUGGAGACUCUAAGCGCCAACCGGAUUGGUCUAUGACUGUCUUUCCAAUGGAGGUACAGAAAACACGGGUAUCAAAACUUCGCAAAGAGCGGCAUCCUUGGCAGCUCAAUCAGCAACACACGUUUCCGAAGCCUCUCCGUACCGCUCGGAUGAACACACCCGCCCGUCAUAGCAUGCCCCCCGUUGAUGAAGAACCGUCGCACACGUCGUCUUCGAAGCGUAGCACCAAACGGGGAAUGAACAAAGUGCCUCAGCUCGCUGCAGACGCCUUGGAAUGCUUUGUUGCCACUCCUCGACUCUAUGUUGUGGGGAUAGCCCAGAGGGACAGCCAAAUCGUUGUCAUAUUUCGACGCUACCUGCAUGUUGAGGAUGCGGCGUUUGAUUUUAUAGAGAAGCCCCAAUAUCUGGUGCUCGUGCUGUUUGCGAUGCUGAAAUGCACGCCCCGCAUCCUAGGAUGGCGGCCGGGUGUCAAUCCAUACUUUCAUCCGGGACCCUGCGCAAGAUGGAGAAGAAGGGAGUAUGGCGAGGCGAUGGAAAGGUUCCAGAUUCGUCUUUCCCGGGGAACAGAGUGGCUCUGAUUUGACAUUCACAACCGAGGAUAAACCUUGGUUCAUAGCUCCGGAAAGUUAGCGGGUGUGAAUGGCAUGUGUUGUUCUAGUCAUCGAUGAACAAGGGCGAAUCUCUUGUUCUCAAGGCUGUUUAUACCGAUGGCGCGCGCCCCCUUGAAACUAAAUUGGUUAGGAAGCUCCUCACCAAGGCGCCCAAACUGAAGAAAUAUCUCCCAAACAUUACCUGGAGUCGCCUCUACGACUCGGAGAAAGAUCUUCACCUCCCACGUUUCAAAUUUUCUCCGGAGGUCCUUUCCACGUUUCCAGUCCAUCACCUUCUAUACUUUGCCUGCCAGCGUUACGAAAGCUCUGGCAAGUUCAUAGCCUUGAAGAGUUCAAGGCAGUCUUCAUUGAUUAUGUUGAAUGUGAGUUCUG
Molecule: messenger RNA, 1335 nt
Organism: Desarmillaria tabescens
Lineage: Eukaryota; Fungi; Basidiomycota; Agaricomycetes; Agaricales; Physalacriaceae
Exons: 4
Coding region: 1-930 (309 amino acids)
Source: RefSeq, a predicted model, not a curated record